Messenger RNA from Limanda limanda (common dab), 1470 nucleotides. RefSeq names its product SDE2 telomere maintenance homolog (S. pombe) (gene sde2). The record is from RefSeq and is a predicted model, not a curated record. Lineage: Eukaryota; Metazoa; Chordata; Actinopteri; Pleuronectiformes; Pleuronectidae. The coding region runs from base 68 to 1258 and encodes 396 amino acids. The transcript has 8 exons. Gene Ontology annotation, cellular component: nucleus.
AGAAGUGACGACAGAAGAAGAAGAAGUGUCGAACCGGAAGUGCAGUGUUGUUACCUGUCGACAGAAGAUGGAAGUGUGUGUGAACGCGCCGCGGCUCCGCUGUAACGCGCAGUUUCCGGUCGGUUCGGUGGUGAAAGAUGUUCUGACCCGGUUCGUCCAGCAGCAGUUUGGAUCCCCUGAGGAUUUCUACGUCAUCAGAAACGGCCGAGUGUCCGAUGUGGAGGAUCCAUUGCAACAUGGAUCCGUCUAUCACCUGCAGCCCCGCCUGUGUGGAGGGAAGGGAGGUUUCGGUUCCAUGCUGCGAGCUCUCGGCGCUCAGAUCGAAAAGACCACGAACCGCGAAGCCUGCAGAGAUCUGAGCGGACGCCGUCUCCGAGACGUGAACCACGAGAAAGAGAUGGCGGAGUGGCUGAAGAAGCAGGCGGAGCGCGAGGCGGAGAAGGAGCAGCGCCGGGUGGAGCGUCUGCAGAGGAAACUGUCCGAACCCAAACAUCACUUCACUGAUCCCCAGUAUCAGCAGCAGUGUCACGACCUGUCGGAGCGGCUGGAGGACUCCGUGCUCCUGGGUCUCCAGGCGUCGUCCAGUGGACACGUGAAGGUCGAGGACGUCUCCUCCACCAAGAGGUCCAGCUCUGAUCACAGCGAGCAGCCGCAGAAGAAGAAGAAGAAGAAGAAGAUGGCCGCGGCGUGUUUCUGGACGGGUGUGGGAGAGCUGGACGAGAUGCUGAGCUCAGAGGACGAAGACGAUGAUGAUGAUGAGGAGGAGGCGUCGUCCUCGUCCAGCUGUGGAGCCGUGGCCAUGACGAUGCAGAGAGAGGGGGUGGAGCCUGAGCAGAGCAGCAGCUCGUCCUGCACUUCAUCCUCCGCUCGCCAAACCAUGAGAGCCUCAAAGAACCAGGAACCUUCGGAGACCAGAGCCUCAGAGAACCAGGAACCACCAGAGACCAGAGCCUCAGAGAACCAGGAACCACCAGAGACCAGAGCCCAAGAGAACCAGGAACCAGCAGAGACCAGAGCCCAAGAGAACCAGGAACCUCGGCCACAGCGGCGGCCUCUGGAUCUGUCCUCGGUGGCGUCCGUCCAUCAGCUGGAGUCUUUGGGUCUGGACGUCCUGAAGGAGGAGCUGAUGUCUCGGGGGUUGAAGUGUGGGGGGGCGCUGUCGGAGCGCGCCGCCCGGCUCUUCAGCGUCCGGGGGCUGACCCCCGAUCAGAUCGACCCGGCGUUACUCUCCAAACCCGCCAAGAGGAGGAGGAAGUGAAGAGGUCAGAGGUCGAACAGACGCUCGUCUCAGCGUUAAAUGGAAAGUUCAGUUUUUAUUGUGUGAAUGUUUCCGACAGGAAGUUCGACAGAGAAACAGGAAGUGACCUGUGAGUUCGGUCACAUGAUGUAACUCCAGCUUUUCAUUUCUUUCUUUGUUUUAUUAGUUUUUUCUCCUUUGAAUCGUCAAAAUAAAGGUCUUGUUUUUUCUCA